This is a messenger RNA of Gastrolobium bilobum, 3133 nucleotides long. Its product is annotated as LRR receptor-like serine/threonine-protein kinase ERECTA. Gene Ontology annotation, biological process: protein phosphorylation. The transcript is spliced from 27 exons. The coding region runs from base 1 to 2949 and encodes 982 amino acids. The record is from RefSeq and is a predicted model, not a curated record. NCBI's taxonomy places the organism in Eukaryota, Viridiplantae, Streptophyta, Magnoliopsida, Fabales, Fabaceae. Gene Ontology annotation, molecular function: ATP binding; protein kinase activity; receptor serine/threonine kinase binding.
AUGGCAUUUCGAUUUGGGUUCCUUCUUCUUGCUUUGCUCAUUUGUUUGAAUGCCAAUUCCGUGGAUUCAGAUGAUGGAGCAACAUUGUUAGAGAUUAAGAAGUCAUUCAGGGAUGUGGAUAACGUUCUAUAUGAUUGGACAGACUCACCAUCAUCAGAUUAUUGUGCCUGGAGAGGCAUCUCAUGUGAUAAUGUAACCUUCAAUGUUGUUGCACUCAAUCUUUCAGGGUUAAAUCUUGAUGGUGAAAUUUCGCCUGCAAUCGGGAGCCUUAACAGCUUGGUCUCUAUUGACCUAAAAGAAAACAGACUAUCAGGGCAGAUACCCGAUGAGAUUGGUGACUGUUCUUCUUUGAAAAGCCUGGACUUGUCAUUUAAUGAAAUACGGGGUGAUAUACCAUUUUCAAUUUCCAAGUUGAAACAACUGGAAAAUCUGAUUUUGAAAAAUAAUCAGUUAAUUGGACCAAUACCUUCAACUUUGUCUCAGAUUCCCAACUUGAAGAUUCUAGACCUGGCACAAAAUGAGCUUAAUGGUGAAAUCCCAAGGCUUAUAUACUGGAAUGAAGUUUUGCAGUAUCUGGGCUUGCGUGGGAACAAAUUGGUUGGUUCACUAUCGCCAGACAUGUGCCAGUUAACUGGAUUGUGGUAUUUUGAUGUGAGAAACAAUAGCCUAACAGGAAGUAUUCCUGAAAACAUAGGCAACUGUACUGCCUUCCAGGUCUUGGAUUUAUCUUACAACCAGUUAACCGGAGAGAUACCAUUCAACAUUGGAUUUCUGCAAGUAGCGACCUUGUCAUUGCAAGGCAAUAAACUCUCUGGAAAUAUUCCAUCAGUGAUCGGUCUCAUGCAAGCACUUGCUGUCUUAGACUUGAGUUGUAACAUGUUAAGUGGACCAAUCCCUCCUAUCCUGGGAAAUUUGACUUACACAGAAAAAUUGUACUUGCAUGGAAACAAGCUGACUGGUUUCAUUCCCCCAGAGCUUGGAAAUAUGACAAAGCUUCACUACUUGGAACUAAAUAAUAACCAUUUAAGUGGACAUAUCCCGCCAGAUCUUGGAAAACUUACUGAUCUGUUCGACUUAAAUGUUGCUAACAACAACCUUGAGGGGUCAAUUCCUGGCAACAUUAGCUCGUGUAAAAAUCUUAACAGCCUCAAUGUGCAUGGGAACAAGUUGACUGGAACAAUUCCCCCUGCUUUGCAGAGCUUGGAGAGUAUGACUUAUUUGAAUCUUUCUUCCAACAAUCUUCAAGGUUCCAUUCCAAUUGAACUGUCACGGAUUGGUAAUUUGGAUACAUUGGAUAUUUCAAACAAUAAUAUAGUUGGCUCCAUUCCUUCUUCCCUCGGUGACUUGGAACAUCUUCUGAAGCUGAAUCUGAGCAGAAAUAAUUUAACAGGAUUUAUUCCAGCAGAAUUUGGUAAUCUUAGGAGUGUUAUGGACAUAGAUCUUUCAAAUAAUCAACUCUCUGGCUUGAUUCCUGAAGAACUUAGUCAGCUUCAGAACAUUAUAUCCUUGAGGCUCGAAAACAACAAAUUAACCGGGGAUGUGACGUCACUUGUAAUUUGCCUUAGUCUUUCUCUGCUUAACGUGUCCUAUAACAAACUAGUUGGUGUUAUUCCCACAAGCAACAACUUUACCAGGUUCCCCCCUGACAGUUUCGUUGGAAACCCUGGUCUUUGUGGUAAUUGGUUGAAUUUGCCCUGCCAUGGUUCUCGCCCUGUAGAGCGAGUUACAUUAUCUAAGGUGGCUAUCCUGGGAAUUACUCUAGGUGCACUUGUAAUUAUUCUUAUGAUAUUGCUGGCAGCUUGCCGACCACACAAUCCAUCUCCUUUUCCUGAUGGAUCACUCGACAAACCAGUUAAUUUCUCACCUCCAAAACUAGUGAUUCUUCAUAUGAAUAUGGCACUUCAUGUGUAUGAGGAUAUCAUGAGGAUAACUGAAAACCUGCACGAGAAGUAUAUAAUUGGAUAUGGUGCAUCAAGUACAGUUUAUAAAUGUGUUCUUAAGAAUUGCAAGCCAGUGGCUAUCAAGAGGCUCUAUUCUCACCAUCCAGAUUGCUUGAAAGAAUUUGAGACUGAACUUGCGACAGUUGGAAGCAUUAAGCACCGGAAUCUGGUCAGUCUUCAAGGCUACUCUUUGUCCCCAUAUGGCCACCUUUUGUUUUACGACUACAUGGAAAAUGGCAGUCUAUGGGAUCUUCUUCAUGGACCUACCAAAAAGAAAAAGCUUGACUGGGAUCUGCGUCUAAAAAUAGCACUUGGAGCAGCCCAAGGGCUUGCUUAUCUACACCAUGAUUGCAGUCCACGUAUCAUCCACAGGGAUGUGAAAUCUUGUAAUAUUUUAUUAGAUGCAGACUUUGAGCCCCAUCUCAUUGAUUUUGGGAUUGCCAAAAGUCUCUGCCCCUCGAAGUCUCAUACUUCUACUUACAUAUUGGGCACAAUUGGCUAUAUAGACCCUGAGUAUGCUAGAACUACCCGGCUCACUGAGAAGUCUGAUGUGUAUAGCUAUGGUAUUGUUUUACUUGAGUUGCUAACUGGGAAGAAAGCUGUUGACAAUGAAUCCAACCUCCAUCACCUGAUUUUGUCCAAGACUGCAAACAAUGCUGUAAUGGAAACCGUUGAUCCUGAUAUUACUGCCACAUGCAAGGACCUGGGAGCAGUAAAAAAGGUUUAUCAACUUGCUCUAUUAUGCACAAAGAGGCAGCCAUGUGAUAGGCCCACAAUGCAUGAAGUGACACGUGUGCUGGGAAGUCUUGUGUCAUCAAUCACCCCACCAAAACAACCAGCUCCACUGCCACCACCUGCAUCACACCAACCAGCUGCUAAAGUGCCAUGCUACAUGGAUGAAUAUGCAAAUCUCAAGACACCACACUUGGUUAACUAUCCAUCCAUGAGCACCUCUGAUGCUCAGCUCUUCCUCAAGUUUGGAGAGGUAAUCUCCCAGAACAGUGAGUGAGGAUUUUGAAAGAAUCAAAUUAAGAAUCAUGUAUAUUCAAAGAGAGAGAGAAAAAAAAGGUGAAUGAGGCAGGGGGAAAGUGGGUGGAUAAGUUAAUGAAAAUGUGUAUAAAAAAUUUGUAGUAUCAGUUUGUGUUGUUUGGAACAGGAAAGAUAUGUAUCACCUUACUACAAUUUGAAAGGUG